AUGACGGUCCGACAAGUGGCGACCAGUAAUAGCAACCUGAGUGUCCGAGUCAACGGCAGCGUUAUACGUGCCGUGCCCGGUCAAGUGAUCCGCCGUGUCACCGGCGAGAUUGUCAGAGUUCUCGAAAAUGGCACCCUGGAACCCGUGGAUCUCCAAAACCCACCGAAAACGAUCAUCACCUCUCGCGACAGACCCAUAUCGCUCGAUUCUGAGAGCGACGAUACCAGCUCGCGAGGUGAAGACUCUUCGGAAGAAUCUGACUUUGAAGUCAUACGUGGUGAUAUCAGUUCGAGUGAGGGAGGCGCACCGGGACGUCAGAUGAGCAUCCCAUCUGAAGAGCUGAUUCGCAAAAUAGAGUUCAAACCUUAUUCUCCCCCUAUCGAAAGUCAUCUCGAUCCUGAGAUCUUCGAUCCGGAGCUGUUGACUCCGGCAGUCGAUUUGACAGAAGGCCAACCGUACACCGAGUCGUCACUCUUGAACAUGAGCGCAAAGUCUGCCGAAGAUCGAUGCAGUCUGCAGUCAUCGUUGUAUCCGAGCCUCACGGAUGCGAUGACUGUGGACGAAGAUGGCGAAAUGCGCUUGGAUCCGGAUCUCUUCAAUGACUACAUUGAUACGCUCGCCGUACGAUUCGGUUACGCUCAACCACGGAUACCAACGGGCAGCCUCUCGUAUUUGUUCCUACGCAGGCCGAGACCAAAAUCGCAAUUCACCCCCUACGUUCCGGUACCCAGAGAGGAAUGGCACACCGGCAUUCCUGCGAGCCAACAUUCCGAUGCGAGCGAUUCCGAAACAACUUCUUGCUCCUCCACUGAAGAAAACGAGGAUGAAGCAAAAGAAGAGGGAAGCGAAGAAGACGAGCCAUUUUGUGAAUCGGAGGGAGCAGAGGCGAUUCGAACGUUCCAUUUCUACAAAGGCGUCAAAUUGUCCGAGCCGGUCGAGUUGUAUGAGCCGUUCGUUGUUAUGGAUCGGUUGAAAACCAGGAGAAGCAAGAAGACCGUGCGCCUGCGCGGUUUGCACAGGAGUCGUGCCGGGUUCGCACUUUUCGAAUCGGGAAAGAGAGAUUUGUUUUUCAAUCUCGACCGGUGCCGUGUGAAUGAAAAGACCGCGAAGCCUCACAGCUUAGUGACAGCUCUUCUAUUUCUCUUCGUAUGCCUUGAGCCAGACGAGUCGUCGUGUUUCCAUUGUAUAUAUAAGCAUUUCGUCCACUGA
This is a messenger RNA of Galendromus occidentalis (western predatory mite), 1209 nucleotides long. RefSeq lists its product as uncharacterized. The record is from RefSeq and is a predicted model, not a curated record. The coding region runs from base 1 to 1209 and encodes 402 amino acids. Lineage: Eukaryota; Metazoa; Arthropoda; Arachnida; Mesostigmata; Phytoseiidae. The transcript has 7 exons.